Molecule: messenger RNA, 3470 nt
Organism: Odocoileus virginianus texanus
Lineage: Eukaryota; Metazoa; Chordata; Mammalia; Artiodactyla; Cervidae
Source: RefSeq, a predicted model, not a curated record
CCGGGGGACGCGACGCGCGCAGCUUGAUGACGACAUUUCAGCGCCGAGUCGCCGAAUGGCUGCCUCCGUCCCUGAAGUGGGCGACGCUGCGGGUUCCUCAGUGGUCCCCUAAGACGGUCGCUCCGGACCCUGCGAGGCAGGCUGCCAUGGCGUUCCCCCACCUGCAGCAGCCCAGCUUCCUGCUGGCCAGCCUGAAAGCCGACUCUAUAAACAAGCCUUUUGCACAGCGCUGCCAAGACUUGGUUAAAGUCAUCGAGGACUUUCCAGCAAAGGAGCUGCACGCUGUGUUCCCGUGGCUGGUCGAGAGCGUUUUCGGUAGCCUGGACGGCGUCCUGCCCGGCUGGAACCUGCGCUGCCUGCAGGGCCGCGUGAGCCCCGUGGAGCACAGCGUCGCCUUGGAGUUCCUGGACCCUGGAGGCCCAAUGAUGAAACUGGUGUAUAAACUUCAGGCCGAAGACUAUAAGUUUGAUUUUCCUGUCUCCUACCUGCCCGGGCCCGUGAAGGCGUCCAUCCAGGAGCGCGCGCUUCCCGACAGCCCCUUGUACCACAACAAGGUGCAGCUGCCGCCCGCCGGAGGCCUCGGCCUGUACCUGGCCCUCAACCCCUUCGAGUACUACAUGUUCUUCUUUGCGUUGAGCCUCAUCACUCAGAAGCCGCCCCCUGGGGCCCUCCACGUCCGCACCUCCGACUGCGCCUACUUCAUCCUGGUGGACAGGUACCUGGCCUGGUUUCUGCCCACGGAAGGCAGCGUGCUGCCACCCCUCUCCUCCAGCCCAGGGGGGCCCAGCCCUGCGCCGGCUCCCAGGACACCGGCCGUGCCCUUUGCCUCCUACGGCUUGCACCACACCAGCCUCUUGAAGCGGCACGUCUCCCACCAGACGUCGGUGAACGCGGACCCCGCCUCCCAUGAGAUCUGGCGGUCGGAGACGCUGCUCCAGGUGUUUGUGGAAAUGUGGCUCCAUCAUUACUCUCUGGAGAUGUACCAGAAGAUGCAGUCCCCUCACGCCAAGCUGGAGGUCCUGCACUACCGGCUCAGCGUCUGCAGCGCCCUCCACAGCCCUGCCCACCCCAGCCUCCAGGCCCUCCACGCCCACCAAGAGUCCUUCAUGCCCACGGAGGAGCACGUGCUGGUCGUGCGGCUGCUGCUGAAGCACCUGCAUGCCUUCGCCAACAGCCUGCGGCCGGAGCAGGCCCCGCCUUCCGCCCACUCGCACGCUGCCAGCCCCCUGGAGGAGUUCAAGAGGGCCGCCGUCCCGAGGUUCGUCCAGCAGAAGCUGUACCUCUUCCUGCAGCACUGCUUUGGCCACUGGCCCCUGGACGCGUCCUUCAGAGCUGUGCUGGAGAUGUGGCUGAGCUACCUGCAGCCCUGGAGGUACGCGCCCGAGAGGCAGGCCCCGGGCAGUGACUGCCAGGCCCGCAGUGUGUCGGAGAGAUGGGCGCCCUUCGUGCAGGAGAACCUGCUCGUCUACACCAAGCUCUUCCUGGGCUUCCUGAGCCGUGCUCUGCGCACGGACCUCGUCAGCCCCAAGAACGCGCUCAUGGUGUUCCGCGUGGCCAAGGUCUUCGCACAGCCCAACCUGGCCGAGAUGAUCCAGCGGGGCGAGCAGCUGUUCCUGGAGCCCGAGCUCGGCAUCCCGCAGCGGCAGCACCGGCUCUUCACGGCACCCUCCUUCACCGGCAGCUUCCUGUCGUCGUGGCCGCCGGCCGUCACCGACGCCUCCUUCAAGGUGAAGAGCCACGUGUACAGCCUGGAGGGCCAGGACUGCAAGUACACCCCGAUGUUUGGGCCCGAGGUCCGGGCGCUGGUCCUGCGUCUGGCGCAGCUCAUCACGCAGGCCAAGCAGACGGCCAAGUCCCUCUCGGACCAGUGCGGGGAGAGCGCAGCCGGCCGCCCCUUCCUGUCCUGGCUGGGCUUCUACCCCGCGGACACCAACGGCUCCUACUCGGGCAACGACCUGGACGAGAUGGGGCAGGACAGCGUCCGCAAGACAGACGAGUACCUGGAGAAGGCGCUGGAGUACCUGUGCCAGGUGUUCCGGGUACGCACCCGCUGCCCUCAGCCCCGCCCACCCCCGCGGCGAUCGAGUUGGGGGGGGGGGUGUACCAGGUGAGGGCGCGGCGUUGCUCAGUGUUCUGUUCCCAGAUCAUCAGCGGGCUGCGGCGCUUCGACAUCGAGUACCAGGGCGACUGGGAGCUGCAGCCCAUCCGGAGUUAUGAGAUCGCCAGCCUGGUCCGCGCGCUCUUCCAGCUGUCUUCCACCAUCAACCGCAGGUUCGCAGGCCAGAUGGUGGCGCUGUGCUCGCGGGCCGACUUCCUGGGCAGCUUUUGCCGCUACCACCUCUUGGAGCCCGGGCUGUCGGGCCGGCGCUUGCUGAGUCCCGUGGGGCGGGGCCACGCCGCCAACCGGGCUCGAGGGCCGCGGCUCAGCCUGCGCUUCCUGGGCAGCUACCGGACGCUGCUGUCGCUGCUGCUGGCCUUCUCCGUGGCCUCGCUCUUCUGCGUGGGGCCCCUGCUCUGCGCCCUGCUCAUCGUGCUGGCCUACGUCCUCUACGCCGUGGCCAUGACGCUGCUGACCGAGCGCGGCAAGCUGCACCAGCUCUGAGCGCCGCCGCCGGCCACACCACGCCCCACCGCCCCACCCCAGUCACCUCCGUACUUCUCCGGCAGGUUUCCCUCGGCCCGGCAGGCAGCGCAAGCCUGCUGGGUGGGGCCCGGGCCUCCUCAAGGGGCAGGGCAGCGCGGUGGGCUCCCUGCCUCAGCCGGAGGCCCCGCAGGGAGGUGCCUUUCUCUUCACUAUGUAAAGCUCAGGAGUCAGGCCUCCCUGGAGGGCUCGCAGUCUCUGCCCUCAACGACCGCGGAGGAGGGCGGUGAGACCCCAGGACAGGAACCCAGCCUCGGGCUCCCAAGAAGAAUCAUGCUUCCAAAGGCAGUCCUGAGAAAAUUAGAUGGUGGUUCUCCUCUGGUUCAGGAUUUUAAAGCUAAUUUUGCUGCCAAGUCCGGGCUGCACACCUGCAUCUGAGGAGAGGAGGCGCUUGGGAGCGCAGAUGGCCCCAGGCCACGGGCCGGCCGGCCUGGCGUGCACGCCUUGUCCUUGCAGGCGGGCGGGCUGCACUGCUCCCCCCCAGCCCAGUCCACAGCCAGAGGAGGUCGGAAGCACUGUUUGUGUCCUCGCUUAGAGCAGGUGCCUGGACAGUGUCUGGUAAGGGUCACACAUUCCACGUGCACGAAGGCCACGUGUUCACAGACCCUCGCAGCCUUCCACGCCCUUUGUCCUGCAGAUGACAUACCGGGGGGCACUUGCCAACCCAGAUUUUUAAAAGCCUUUGGUGUCUGUCUUUUUAAGUUUUCAAACUAAAUGUUGGGCUUUGUGUUUUAAUGUAAACUCAGAACAGUGGCCAUUGGGGCCUGUGACCAAAAACCAAACCUGUAACUGACCCUGGAUCUGAAUAAACCUGUUUUUGGUCUCGAGA